UAAGAACACUCCUGUCACGCUCUUAGGGCUUUCUCCACUUUAAAUUUUGAGAACGUUUCCCAAGCACAUUUAGAGAACUUAAGAACGCACCUAGUAAGCAUUUUACACACAGCUUUUAGUUCCAAAACUGCUAGUUACAAGCACCCCCUCAAAGCCCCUAAAGGGACAUGGUGUAAAAUCUGGUGUCUAUAAUUGUCCUCCUCAUCCUGUACCUGCGAGAACCGCGAUCUUCGUAUCACAAGCAGGGAGGCCAAAGAGGGCAAAUGUACUCAGCCUACCCUGCUUGUGAGCGGGAGUCACGGCUGCACUUGAACCCAGAACCCCCAGUGUGAAAGGCCAGUUUUCUUUACACUUUGGGUGCUUUCGCUGUUUUCUUUGCACCUUUCUCAGUCGUAGGAAGACAUUCCGAAUGUUCUUGCUUAAAAAGGGAAUAUGGAUGAUGCACUUCUCAGCCUCCAUAAAUCUAAAAUAGAAAUGCUUAGGUGCUUCGGUAACUUGGAAAAGCCACGGAGAAAACACCGCCAAUGUAACGCUUUCCUACUCCUCUCGCCCCACGGAAACGGACCUCCCCGGGGCGCUCAGGGGUCGAGCACCGCGGUCUCCGCCGGCCGGAAGGAGGAGGGGGCGGAGGAGGGGGGGGUGAGGCGUGGCGCGAAGCCCAUUCUCAUUGGUGCGUCCCCGCGCGCGCCGCCACGAGGCCCCGCCCCCAGGGCCCGCCUCCGCUCAGCUCCCCGCUUGGGAGCCACACGAGAGGGGGGUCCUGGGCACGCGCGGGCACGCGGGGCUUCCACCCGCCGCCCCGUUUGGGCCCCGCGGGAUGAACUCUUUCUGGGAAGGUUUGUCCCGUGCCUCCUCCCCUGCCAUCACCCUCCGACUUCCGGCCGGAUCCGCCAAUCACGGUGCACAUGUGGCAGGAGUGGGUGGGACCUGAGAAAUUCGAAAGGAGCCCCGCCCCCUGGGAGCGAUUCCUAGGACGAGGCUUUGGGGAAGAAAGCCUUUUGGUAGCAGCGCAGGUCUAAGCUGCCCCGCUCCGGGUGUCGGGACAUGGAAGAUUCGGAGGAAGAUGUCAAGUUUAUCACGGAUGAGACCUUGGACUGUGGAGGGCUGUCCCCAUCUGACAGUCGUGAGGAGGAAGACAUAGCCGUGUUGGUGACUGCAGAGAAACCACUCCGCCGGGGCCUCUCCCAUCGAAGUAACCCGAAUACCGUGGCUCCUGCACCCCAAGGGGUGAGGUUCAGCUUAGGCCCUCUCAGCCCGGAGAAGCUGGAGGAGAUCCUUGAUGAAGCCAAUCGGCUGGCGGCUCAGCUGGAGCAGUGUGCCCUGCAGGAGCAGGAGAGCUCGGGUGAGGGCCCAGGGCCUCGCCGAGGGAAGCCCAGCCCUCGGCGGGAGACCUUUGUGCUAAAGGACAGCCCUGUCCGAGAUCUGCUGCCCACUGUGAGCUCUCUGGCUUGGAGCACACCCUCACCAAGCAGCCUGACGCCUCGACUUCGGAGCACAGAUAAGAAGGGGUCAGCAAGGGCUCUUAGGACAACAUCUGGGAAGAGGCCCUCCACUGUGAAGAGGGAGUCGCCCACUUGCAAUCUGUUCCCUGCCUCCAAAAGCCCAGCACUAUCUCCUCUUGUACGAUCAACUCCUCCACUCCAGUCAGCGCCAAUCCAAUCCACUCCUCCGCUCCGAUCCACUCCCCCGGCCCGAUCCACUCCUCCGCUCCGGUCCACUCCACCGGCCCGAUGCACUCCUCCGCUCCGGUCCACUCCACCGGCCCGAUGCACUCCUCCACUCCGAUCAGCUCCACUCAGAUCAACUCCUCCGCACCGAUCAACUCCUCCGCACCGAUCAACUCCACCGCCCCGAUCCACUCCGCCGCCCCGAUCCACUCCACCACGGGGAAAAACUGGGCCCAGUACGAGGGCAACAGCAAGCCCACCUACCCCAGUCAGACCAGUCCUGCCUUCAGCCGGCAACACUCAACGCCCAUCCAGGCCACAGGGAGCAGCUGCCAAGACUUCCAGUCGACUGCCCGUUCCCUCGGCCAUCCCCAGGCCCGCCAACAGAAUGCCAGUCACCAACCGGAGUGUGCCCUCCGGCAAAGGUGCCCUGCCUCCUGACUCUCUGUCAGCUCGGAGAGGGCUUCCAAGAUCAAGUGCGACAGGACACAGAGCUCCUCCCUCCCAGAAACCAAAUCUUCCUGUCCUUGGUGCCACCCGCAGCAGUCUGCAGCCUCCCAGGAAAGUCACAGUCCCUGGGCCUACCAGGUAAAGAGAUCAGGACCACGAGCCGGAAUUCAGUAGCAAACCACUACAGCCACUGCCUGGAUUCAGCUGUACCAGCAGGCCCGACUCCAGAGUUCUGGCCUGGAACAGUGGAAAGAGAUGCCUCCAGGGCCAAUCCCCAGGAAUAGAGACCAUAGCAGUUGGGGUGGAUUCAGGCUGAGCUGGAGGAGACCCAAAGUCUCUGAAGAUGAGCGGAAAAGAGGUCACCUCCCAGCAGUGAGAUUAACAAAAUGAGAAAUGCAGGCAAGUGGCUUAUCCUCUUCUACCCCCACUCUUGCAGUCCGCCCUGGAGAGCGUGAUGUUCUUCCCAGGCGUGGUUCACUGGACACAUUUACACGUGAAUGGCCUCCAUAGCCAGCCCCGCUCUCUGAGGAGCGGUCUUUCUGAAUCACAUCCUGCACUGGACGUGGGCCUGUUUGGAGAGGGGAAGCCGGCACCUGGUCGCCAGAACUUGUUUCCUGUGAAUUCUGUGAUUUCUUACAGGCCAGUUGAUAACUCUGUCAAUUUUCAUUUUUGUAAAAUAAAGGGAAUGUAUUUUUA
Molecule: messenger RNA, 2813 nt
Organism: Chinchilla lanigera (long-tailed chinchilla)
Lineage: Eukaryota; Metazoa; Chordata; Mammalia; Rodentia; Chinchillidae
Gene: Psrc1
Product: proline/serine-rich coiled-coil 1
Exons: 8
Coding region: 1045-2259 (404 amino acids)
Biological process (GO): mitotic metaphase chromosome alignment
Cellular component (GO): spindle pole; microtubule cytoskeleton; spindle microtubule
Molecular function (GO): microtubule binding
Source: RefSeq, a predicted model, not a curated record